AUGUCACGUAAUAUGAACUGCUUCUUCAAUCGCUUCAUUACAACAACAUCUGGACGAAAAUUUUCAAUUUCUAUUGUGAAAUCUCGAUCGAUACGGGGAAAGUUAGAAGGACGUGAGGUGACUUAUCCAAUUGCAGGCAAGAAGCCAAAAAUUGUAAAAGAAUGCAAAGAAGCUGUUUCCACCAUUAAAAGUGGAUCUCAUAUAUUUGUGCAUGGUAUCGCAGCAACACCAACGCCAUUGCUGGAAGGUUUAUGUGAGCAUGUCAAAGCAAAUAAUUUCAAAAAAAUAACUUUGCAUCAUAUGCAUUUGGAGGGAAAAACUCCAUGGUUAGCUCCUGAUGUCAAAGAUCGUAUCCGUUCGAAUUCUUUAUUUACGGGACACAAUUUAAGGGAUGCUGUUAAUGAUGGAACAGCGGAUUUUAACUCAAUUUUUCUUCAUGAAAUUCCACAAUUAUUCCGAUCAGGAAUGAUUCAUCUAAAUGCCGCAUUAAUUACGGUGUCGCCACCUGAUUCCGGAGGUUUUUGCACACUGGGAACCGGUGCCGAUUCUACUCGUGCUGCGGUAACUUUAGCAGAUUGCAUUAUUGCAAUUUGUAACAAAAAUAUGCCGCGUACAUUUGGUGAAACAUUGAUCCAUGAAAGUCAUAUUGAUUUUAUGAUUGAAAAUCAUUUCCCAUUGCAUGAACGUAAAUUUGCUGCAAAAUUAUCAGAAGUGGAAAAAAAAAUUGGUAACUUAAUUGCGAAUGAAUUAGUUGACAAUGGUGCAACGCUUCAGAUGGGAAUCGGUGCGGUACCGGAUGCUGUUUUGGAUUCGUUAGGUAAUCAUAAAAAUCUUGGAAUACAUACAGAAAUGUUCUCAGAUGGUGUUUUGAAGCUUGUCGAAUGUAAUGUUAUAACUAAUGCUAAAAAAAUUCUUCAUCCAGGAAAAAUGGUCGUUUCGUUUGUUUACGGUUCUAAAAAAUUGUAUUCUUUCCUGCAUGAUAAUCCGUUCGUAUUUUUUGGUGAUGUUGCUUGGGUAAAUGAUCCAUCGAUUGUGAAAAUUAUGCCAAAAAUGACUGCAAUAAAUUCAGCAGUGCAAAUUGAUCUUACGGGUCAAGUUUCUUCUGAUUCUGUUGGUAGUCGAUUCCUUUCCGGUUUUGGUGGACAGGUUGACUUCAUCCGAGGAGCAGCGCUUAGUGUAGAUGGCCUUGGAAAACCGAUCAUUGCUCUUCCUUCCUUAACGAAAAAAGGCGAAUCAAAAAUUGUUCCUUAUCUCAGUGAGGGAGCAGGAGUGGUGACAUCACGGGCUCAUGUCCACUAUGUGGUCACCGAAUACGGUAUAGCUCAAUUAUGGGGCAAAAAUAUGCGACAACGGGCGUAUGAACUGAUCAAAAUUUCACAUCCAAGUCAACGGGAGAAUUUGGAAAAAGCAGCAUUCGAAAGAAUGAAAGUGAUGCCAUCAUCGGAUUAA
Molecule: messenger RNA, 1449 nt
Organism: Acanthocheilonema viteae
Lineage: Eukaryota; Metazoa; Nematoda; Chromadorea; Rhabditida; Onchocercidae
Source: the annotation of a GenBank genome assembly